Messenger RNA from Populus nigra (black poplar), 1175 nucleotides. RefSeq names its product stress-response A/B barrel domain-containing protein UP3. Lineage: Eukaryota; Viridiplantae; Streptophyta; Magnoliopsida; Malpighiales; Salicaceae. Bases 55 to 996 code for a protein of 313 amino acids. The transcript has 9 exons. The record is from RefSeq and is a predicted model, not a curated record.
UGCUUUGAAAUAUUUCUUGAGCACCACAAUUCCAAUUCCAAUUCCUGCUUCCAAAUGAUAAAUAGUUUUUUUUAUAACGACAACAAACACACAGUUACUCUGGCUAGAGUAGCCACUUCUUCAUCUUCAAAACUAAGAACAAUGCCCCUUGAAGCCCUUACAUCGACCGCCCCUUCCUUUCCCAGUUUUCGCCGCCAAAACCCCACCACUCUUUCCUGCCAUGUUUCUUUUGACGUUUCAGGAUUGAAUACGAGGAGGAAUCGGACGACGAAGGUUACGGCUGGUUCUAAAGUCGAGAGCUCGAGCUUCCCUUUGGAGAAAAAGAGAAAAGUUGUGGAACACGUGUGUCUGCUCAAAGCAAAGAAGUUUUUGUCUGAUGAGGAUGAGAAAGAUAUGCUGGAUUAUCUGUAUACUUCCCAAUAUCAAAUGCGUGGAAUUGUUGCAGUUUCUUUGGGACGAAUCUCCAACGACAAUGUGGAGAAUUAUACUCAUGCUGUUUUCAUGCGUUUCCAAACAAAGGAAGAUGUUACAAGGUUCUAUGAGAACCCUUUCUAUUUGAAAGUUUUGAAGGAGCAUGUAAUGCCUUAUUGCCAUGAUUUAGUUAAUGUGGAUUAUGAAUCGGAAGUUGAAGAUGAUAUGAUUCCUAUAUUUCGUAAAGGAGAGGAGUUCAACUAUGGUGUGGAGUUUGUGCAUCUAUUAGCAUUUGAUGACAGCGCAUUAGGUGCACCUGUGGAAGAUGCAUUGGCAUCUCUUGAAAAGUUGAAAAAAGAGUUUCCGUCCUUAAUUGUCCAAUCUACUCAAGGUUCAAAUUUUAAUCUCAGCAGCAAAGAAUAUACACAUGCUGUAGUGACAAGAUUUCGAUCAUCUGAGGCCUUUGAGAUAUUCGUGGGUAGCACUGAAUACAGAGAUGUGUGGAGGUCGAAAUUCGAGCUGAUCACCCGGAAAACACUUCCCAUUCAUUUCUCUGUUGAUCCAGUGGGCAAGGAGGUUAUGUAGUGUAGAUCACUGUUUCUGUGAUUUGUUUUCUUGCUCAUAGAUGCUGAGACAUGAAUGAAAGGGCAUUUGUAUAUUGUAUAUAAUUCUUGCAGAGGUCUAAAAGGGCUUUCCUACUCACUGUUUUGGUUUCUAGGAACAAGUAUUCAGGUGAUCCUUCUCAUCAUCAUGAUUUCACUUAA